Anopheles bellator is the source of this 2004-nucleotide messenger RNA. It is a transcript of the gene Vps33B, whose product is annotated as vacuolar protein sorting-associated protein 33B. The transcript has 2 exons. The record is from RefSeq and is a predicted model, not a curated record. The coding region runs from base 1 to 2004 and encodes 667 amino acids. Gene Ontology annotation, cellular component: CORVET complex; lysosome. Gene Ontology annotation, biological process: vesicle-mediated transport; intracellular protein transport. Lineage: Eukaryota; Metazoa; Arthropoda; Insecta; Diptera; Culicidae.
AUGGAAUCUACACUGCGAGGAAAAUUACUCGGAUUUCGGCAGAUCGCACAGGAAAAACUGGCCCAUGUAUUCUAUUCCAUUCCCUCCGAAAAGGAUCUCAUUAUCGAACAGUCGCUCAUCAAACCGUUGGAACACGUUUGCGGUGCAUCAUGGUUAAGGAAAAAGGGUAUUGACAAAAUCUUCAAGUUCGACCCGAAGAAUCCACCACCCAAGCGGAAGCAGUUCGUUUACUUCAUCGACUCGAGUUUGCUCACGUUUAAGAGCGUACUGGACCAGAUCGGGGGCUACCAGAGUCAAACGAGCAGCUUGAUGGAACCGGACAUACGCAACAAACAGUACCACGUGCUUGUGUUCCCUUCCGUACUGGCCAGCUUCGAGGCCCUACUUGAGGAAGAGGGUCUUCACGGGAUCGUAGAGUUGUACAACUUCCAGUGGGAUUUUUUGCUCCUCGACGAUUCGAUCCUCAGCCUCGAGCUGCCGACCGUGUUUGCGAACGUGUUCGUGCGCCACGAUACGACCCUGCUCGGCUCGAUCGCACAAAGCAUGCGCAUCUUCAAUCUGGUAAUGGGUAAACUGCCGCUCAUCUUUAGUAUUGGCGAAAAUGCCGAGAAAGUACUUCAGAUGGUGCAACGGAUAGAGACAGGUGUUGGCAAAUCUGUGCCCAAUUCCGUUACGCCGGUGGAAAAGGAACCAGAAUUCGCCGCGAUGCUGAUCAUCGACCGUGAUCGGGACUAUCCAGCGUGUUUGCUGACUCCCGUCGUGUACAGCGGGCUGUUGCUCGAAAUUCAAACGCUCCACUCGGGGUCACUAGUGGUGGACGGUGACACUAACAAGAUCAAAUCCGGCAAACUGGCCAUCCUGCAGCAAGACUCGGAACCACAGGCCGCCACAAAGCAGGAAGUGGCGGCCCUGCGCAUGAGCGGUGCCCAGGAUGCCAUCUAUCUCGAGCACAAGUAUCGACAUUUUUCCGAAGUGAUCAGUCUGCUGAGCGCCCAAGCGAAAACACUCGGCCUCGAAGGGAAAGCGUACUCGCGCGAGAUGAAGCUAAGCGAAAUGAAGGACUACGUCACGAACAAACUGCCGAAGGUGGCCGCGGCAAAGAAGGAACUGUUCAAACACUUGCGCCUCUGCGAGACGAUCGUGGAGGAGAUUGGAGGCACCUUCGAGAAGCACCAGAUGAUCGAGGAAAGCAUCCUGACGAACACGAACCGAAAGCAGAUCAUGAACUACAUCAUGGAGCUUCUGAGCAGCGAUGCUCAUCGCUACAACACGCUACGGCUAAUCUGUCUGUACCACGUCACCAUCGGUUUGACGGCCGAGGACAUGACGCGGCUGAUGACCGGGUAUCUGAACGCUUUCGGACACGGCCACCUAACGGUGUUCCAUCAGCUCUAUCUCGCAAAACUGUUUCCAGACACGACCACGCUCACCAAGGGCAAAAUUCUGUCGCAGAUAUCGAUUCCCACACUGAAGUCUCCAUUCCAACUCGAAGCUAACAAACUGAAACAGCUUCCGACGGACACGAUCGAGGCGACGGGUGGCACGACCACCCCCACUACCGAAGCAGUCGGCCUGGUCGGUGGUGCUUCGGGAGGCGUUACACCAAAGGCAGGUGCAAAAGCAUGUCCAAGUUACGUGUUCAAUGGGAACUACAUUCCGCUGGUGGCGCAGCUCACGAACAUGAUCUUCGGUGCUUCCAGCUUCGACAAUCUCAACUCCAAACUGGGCCAUCUGGAGCGGCUUAAGGUGUCCGGCCGUGCGCUGAAUGGUGUGCCAGAACCGCGCACAAUCAAAGAAUUGGCCGCCAGCAGUCACAAAGCAGCGUUGAAUCAGUUGCUUCCGUUUAAGGAGAAAACAAUGUUUGUGUUUGUCGUUGGUGGCCUUACUUACGCGGAAAUUGCUGCCUGCCACCUGCUGGAGCGCACGAGUGGAGCGAAAAUUGUCCUCUGUUCCGAUCAGAUCAUCGCCGGCCAUGAUUUGAUCCAGAGUGUGGUUCAUUGUUGA